AUGAGAACAAGCUGGGCCCGGGCAGCACAGGAAGGGGAGGAGGAGGAGAAGGAGGCGGCUCCAUCCCGGAGGCAGCCGGAGGGGUGCGAGGUGAGCGGGACAGACCCCGUCCUCUCGGCUCCCUGCGGACGAGGACACUGCAGGAGCACCAGGGACAUGGCAAUGGGUGCGUGGCUGAUGCUGCUGCUGGUGGUGGUGGUGGCAGCCCCGGCACACUCAGCAGCACCCCGGCACAUCGCGGUGCUGCCCGAUGCCGGGGGCAGCGGGGACGGUGAGGAGGUCUCGGCUGUGCCACCCACCCUCUAUGUGACACCGGGGACCGGCCCGACAGCGGGGGACGUGGUGGGGACCACGGUGACCAACAGCUCCACGCCGCGCGGCAUGCUGGACGGGCUGGUGGCCUUCUUCAAGGAGUACCUGCUGCUGGUGGUGGUGGUGGGCUCGCUGGCCUUCGUCCUCCUCUUCAUCAUCUGCGCCGCCGUCAUCGUCCGGCAGAAGCACAAGGCAUCUGCGUACUACCCCUCCUCCUUCCCCAAGAAGAAGUACGUGGAUGAGCGGGACAAGGUGGGGGGACCCCGCGCCUUCAGUGAGGUGCCUGAUAAAGCCCCCGGGGCUGAGGAGCAGCUCGACUGCGGGCAGCAGCUGCAGGCAGACAUCCUCGCUGCAGCCCAGAGCCUCAAAUCCCCCCCGAAGGCAUCGCUGGCCAAUGGGGGCCAGGGGGAGAAGAGCCCACCCCAUAACGAGGAAGAGGAAGGAGGCAAGAAGAUGAGGGAUGAGCAGCCCCCUUCCCAAACCCCGUGUGUUGAGGAUGCAACGGAUGGAGCCCCUGAUGCACCCCAGGAUGGUCCCACAGCCCCUGCUGGCAAGUAGGGCAGGGACCCAGUCCUUGGUGAUCCCGAGGAGCCGCCCGCUCGUUGGAUCCCUGUGGAUACAUGAUGGACAUGGUGGUGCUUUGCUGCUCUGUGUGUACGUGGUGGCUCAAGGAAGCCCCGAUGAAGCCCCCGCUCCCUGCCUGACCCCUUGGCAAAUCCCUGGGGGUCUCUGGUGCUUCCCCCUCAGCCCCAUUGCUCCGGCUGCCCAUGGGGCUUCCCCCCUCCCCACCAGCUCCAGCUCGUUCCCCCCUUUGAGCUCUCUCCUAAAUGUUAUUUUACUACUUAGAAGCAUCCUGAGC
Neopsephotus bourkii (Bourke's parrot) is the source of this 1171-nucleotide messenger RNA. RefSeq names its product transmembrane protein 119 (gene TMEM119). NCBI's taxonomy places the organism in Eukaryota, Metazoa, Chordata, Aves, Psittaciformes, Psittacidae. Gene Ontology annotation, cellular component: plasma membrane. The coding region runs from base 1 to 870 and encodes 289 amino acids. The record is from RefSeq and is a predicted model, not a curated record. The transcript is spliced from 2 exons. Gene Ontology annotation, biological process: positive regulation of osteoblast differentiation; positive regulation of osteoblast proliferation; positive regulation of bone mineralization.